Molecule: messenger RNA, 4851 nt
Organism: Daktulosphaira vitifoliae (grape phylloxera)
Lineage: Eukaryota; Metazoa; Arthropoda; Insecta; Hemiptera; Phylloxeridae
Exons: 23
Coding region: 626-4543 (1305 amino acids)
Biological process (GO): protein desumoylation
Cellular component (GO): nucleus; cytoplasm
Molecular function (GO): SUMO-specific endopeptidase activity
Source: RefSeq, a predicted model, not a curated record
GAUUAGUUCCCGGUAGCGGUACUCUUGUUUGGUUUUCUUAUACUAACUGGUGCUCAUACACUUUAUCUAUAUAGUUUUGUAUACUAUACAACAUUUAUGUUCUACCAUAAUAAUGUGUAUGUUAUUUAGUAACGUAAUAUAUAUUUAAUGUGUUAUCGGCGUUAACGUAGUAUGUACCAUCGUGUUGUUGUUAAUCGUUCUUCAUAAUGUUUAUAUUCUAAUAUGAACACUAUCUCUCGGGCGUUAAGUAUACCUAUUUAGUAUUUGUCAAUCCAUUGAUAUUAUAAAAAAAGUACCGGCACUUUUAUUCAAGUUUACUAUUUUUUCAUUUGCCGGUUUGACAUCUUGUUAGCUUCUUUUUCAUUACGUAUUCCACGUUAGUUAAAAUUUUUAUAUGUUGAACUACUUCUUUAGCAUACUACACAAAAGCCGAAUAAUUCUUCUUUUUUAUAUCACCUAAGCAAAUGUUUUGGAGUGUGUGUACUAGUAAUGAUAAUGAUCAAUGAACAUUAAAUAUGUGACUCGUUUAUCGUGUCAGACAUGCUUGAAACCAUAAUAUGAGCUCCGGACUUUUACUAAAAGGUGACAAGAGUGCUAUUGACGAUUGUGGUUACAAAUACUUAUCAUGUUCACUGCGCGUGUGAGCCAUGAAGGCGAAACUUUUCGUAUAUCAAGCGAAAUAGUUCAGCAAUCUAAUUUGUUUUUCCAUAGUGCUGUAUUUCGGUUACCAACCAGCGAUUCAAUUGACGUUGAUUUUGACGAAGCUAAUAUCAAUUUGAUAGAUAUACAAUUUGAUGUUAAUAUGGAUCCGAAUAGUGAAAAAUGUGGAGAAGCAAGGCUUGUUCCUAUGCCACAGUUUUUAAUCAACAAUCCGAAUAUAUCAAUCUUGCCAGCAAGAAAUCUUCAAAGCUCUAACACAUCUACUAAACCAUCUCCUGUAUCUUCAGUCAACAAAGUGUCACGAGGAACAUCUUCAUCUAUAUCUGAAGUUCCAGUAACUCAAGAACAAACUGUUAUUAAUGAUAAAAUAGUAUGUACAAUUCAGAAAAAUACUGAUCCAAAAGUUUCUUCCAAAAGAAAUAUAAGUGAUACAGUUGAUGAUAAACCAUUUAAAGUUCCAAGGCUCUCUGUUUCUAAGUUAUCGCAAAAAAAAGUCAAUAAGGUAAUUGAACAAAAAGUUGCACUAAAACCAAUUAAAACCACUAAAACUAGUACAAUGAAUGAUGCCACAAAGAAAUUGAGUUCUCCUACCAAAUUCUCCAACAUUCAAAUCAACAAGCAAUCAUUGCCUAAUUUAACUAAUCGAGUAGUUCCUCAUACUCCUACUAAGUCAACAGUUAAUUUAACUAGAGAUGUCUUAAAGAAUGCAGCUAGUUUGGAAAAUGAAAAAAAUGCAUGUGAAAAAAUAAAAACGUUUGAAGUAACUAUCAAUGGUUCAUUUAUGAAUCAAAGAAACAUAAAAAAAGAAGAAAAUAAAAUUACUGUUCAAUGUGAAAGUGAAGCAAUUUUAGUAUUAAAGAACAAUCAAAUUAUUGAUAUAUCAGAGCCCGAUUUAGUUGAUAAUUUACUACUUUGUAUUGGUGCAGGUAUAAAAAAAUAUGGUACUAAAGAAGCUUAUGAUACUGUAAAAGAAUCAAAUAUUAUCCAUUCUCCAGAGCACAAUUGGUCUUUGGAGUAUGGCAAUAAUUCUAAACAAAAUUCACCAAACUUAAACAAUAGGGUAAAUCAAGUCAACAAACAACAGUUACAACUCGUCAGCAACCAACACCCAUCAACAUCAAAAUCAUCUUUAAAUAAUCAAAUGUCAUUGUGUUCAAAAAUAGUUAAAACAAAUAUUGUUUCACAAAAAGUAGCACAGUCUCCCAAGCAUAAUGAUAUUAAAGUAAAUUCUUUGGGUAACAGCCAGUUUCAAACAUCAAAAACUUUUGUAUCAACAAUUCCUCAAGCUCCAAUUGUUUCUAAACAAGUUACUACUACCACUACUACAACUACUCAAUCAUCUCCAUCAAAACUAACUGUUCCUACAACUGGCACUGUACAACUUCCAAACAAAGGAACCGUUGGACAACAAUCGAGUAUAGAUAAAUCUAAACAAAUUGUAUUGAGUCAAUCUAUUACAUCAAAUUUAAACAAAUGUAGUAAAUGUGAGGCUAUAUCUGAUGAUGAUUUAUGUACUACUUGUCGCGUAUCUUCUCAUUUGAAAGGAGUAACUGUGACCAGAAUUGAAACUCCAGCAACACCUGUUUCAACUAAUGAUAGUUCAGUUAUAUUAUUAUCAUCUGAAGAUGAAGAAGAGGACUUAAACGAAAGUGAAGAAAUUUCAUUCUCAAUGGAACCAGUCAUUAAUAAAGUGGAGUCAGUUGAUGUCAUAAAUGAAUACAUUUCAAAAAUAAGUUUAAAUCCAAUGCAUUUGGAAGAUAAAUUAUCACAAACUGAAUAUAAUAUCAAAGAUGUUUUUAAGUUUGAAAAUUGCCGUUCUAUUCGUAUUGGAAACUUCAAAACCACUCCACACCAUGUAGGUGAAGUCAUUAUUUGUUUACAUGGUAUAAGGAUGGCAAUUAAUGAUUCAGAUUUCCGUCCAGUGACAAUAGAUUUGCAAAUGGAAAAUAUUGUUAAAAUAUUGGCAUUUUAUGGUGAAAAAAUGCCAACAAUUAUAAUAUACACAACAUAUUUAGCAUCUACUGGUAUUAGACAUCUAUUAGCUAUGAGUGAUAAUGACAAAAGUUAUUAUUAUGAUCCUACCAGCAAAGAUAACACAAUAAAAAAAAUCAUAUGGACUUUUGGAUUAAAAAAAAAUGAAGGAAUUCAUCUAGAAAAAUUAUUACAAAAAUUACCUAAAGGAAAAUAUGAGCCAAUGACAAUGGAUCAAGCUAAUGAGUUACUUGUAGCAUCUUGUGUACAACGUGAUAAUAAAAAAUAUAAAAAAAAAAUAGAAAAAAUUAGGAACACAGACUACAAUAAUACUGAGAUUAUAAACUUUAAUGUUGAUAAUAAUAAUUGUAGAGUUAGCAUCUUUGAUUAUACUGGUUUAAGUGUUGAUGAGUAUCUAAAUGAUGCAUUGGUUGAUUUUUAUCUAAAAUAUUGGUUUACAAGACAUGUAUCUGAAGAAGACAAAAAGCGAUCUUAUCUUUUUAGUACAUUUUUUUAUACAAGACUAACUACACCCAAAGGUGGAAUAGAUAAAGCUGAAUCAAAGGCACAAUGUCGCCAUGAACGUGUAAAGAAAUGGACCAAAAAUGUCAAUAUAUUUGAAAAAGAUUUUAUUUUUGUUCCCAUAAAUGAAAAUUAUCACUGGUAUUUGGCAGUAAUAUGCUAUCCAUAUCUCACUGGCCCAAUUAAUAUGGAAGAUGGAACACCUAUUGACAUUCCAGAUGAUGAAAUUGAUCAAUUUGAACCAAUUGACCGUCCACUUUCACCUUGCAUGGAAAAUACAGAUAGAGAUGAAGUGGAUGGAAAUUCAGAAGAUCUUAAAUAUUUUAAUAUUGACUAUGACUGUAUUAGUGAUAAUAGGAAUAGUUCUUCUUAUGAAGAGGAUGUUGAAGAGUUAAAAAAAAUGGAUCGGCCUUUGAUUAAACAGCCUUGCAUUUUAAUUUUUGACUCUCUGUAUGGUGGUACACACCGAGCUAAAAUUGUUGCUACGCUGCGUGAAUAUUUAGCAGAAGAGUACCAAGCAAAACAUAAUGGUGCUCGUAGAGUAUUUCCAAAGUCUAUAUUGAAAGGUGCUGCUGUUAAAGUUCCUCAACAAACAAAUUAUUUUGAUUGCGGGCUUUUUGUAUUACAUUUCUUUGAGAAAUUUUUUGAAUGUCCCAUUGUAGAUUUUAGUUUUCCAAUUUUACAUCUUCAAAAUUGGUUCUCUUGUGAUGAUGUAACAGGCAAUGCUAAAAAAAGAAAAGAUUUCCAGAAAAUAGUGCUUAAUAUAAUGAAUGAACAAGGACGUAAAGUUGAUCUACCAACUUUGAAAUUUGUUUCAUCUAGUAAUUCUAAUACUAUUGCGCACCACCGUGGUAUCCAUCAAUAUAAUCAUUAUUAUGAAGAAAUGGAUUAUGAAGAAAUGGACAGUGGUGAAGAAGAUUCUGAUAUUGAAGGUGAAGAUGAUGAAAUUUAUGAAGAAGAAUCUGAUGAAUACAUGGAGUCCAAUCUAUACCAUGAUUAUGCUGAAGAUGGUGAGGAAGAAGACUAUCAUGAUUAUAAAGGUACUGAUCCUAGAGAAUUUUAUGCAGAAAUGGAAGAGAAUGAUGAAUCAUUUACUGAAAAUGAUCAGUGGUCUGAAGUUCAAACAGAAGGAGAAGAAUUCCACAAUGAACGAGAAUAUAAUAGGGAAGAAUUAUCAGAUUAUCAAGUUAUUCCUGAAAGGAAUAUUAUAGUUGAUGAAGAUGAAUCUGAUGAUAGUUCAAGUAAUCAUAGAAAUAUUAGUCAGCAGAAUAGAGUACGUUCUGAAAAUGAUAACUUUAGAACCUACCAAGAAUCUGAAAAUGAACAUGAAAAUUUAUCACCAAGACAAAUUCAAAAGUCUCAACGUUUUAAUAAAAAAAAUUCUAAUUAGCAUUGCAUGUUCUAUUUUAAAGUAACGAAAACAAAAAAUUAUUGUUUCUUUUUAUUAUUACAUGUUCAUUUUUUACAAAAUAAAAGCAAUUUGCUUUCAAAUAAUGUACAUUUAAAGAAUUUUGAAGUAAGAACUAAACUAAACAACCAAUGAUAUAAAUAAAAUAAAAAAAAUUUUUUAAUUAUAUUGCCAUAACCUAAAAAUGAUUAAUACAUUUAUUUUUUACUGAUAAUUUUAUAUUUUUACUUCGACCGCAUUGUUAUGACACUUAUGUAUUAUAUGUAUAUAAUUGAAUGUGUUUUAAGAGU